This is a messenger RNA of Echinostoma caproni, 588 nucleotides long. Lineage: Eukaryota; Metazoa; Platyhelminthes; Trematoda; Plagiorchiida; Echinostomatidae. The record is from the annotation of a GenBank genome assembly.
AUGGUACUCCAGCCGAACAAACCAGCACCAAACUUCAAGGGUACAGCCGUGGUUGAUGGAACAUUCAAAGAGAUUUCAUUGAAAGACUAUGAAGGAAAGUAUCUGUUGAUAUUCUUCUAUCCAGCUGAUUUCACCUUCGUCUGUCCAACAGAGAUUAUCGCGUUCAGUGACCGCAUUGAAGAAUUCCGCAAUAGAAAUUGCGAAGUUGUGGCCUGUUCGACCGACUCACAAUACUGCCAUUUCGCGUGGACCAAUAUGGAGCGUAAAAAAGGCGGGUUGGGUAAAAUGAAUAUUCCUCUUUUGGCAGACAAAACCAUGUGUAUCUCUCGGGCUUAUGGUGUUCUGGACGAGGAGGAAGGAGACACGUUUCGCGGUAUGUUCAUCAUCGAUACGAAGGGCAUACUGCGUCAGAUAACCAUCAAUGACAAACCCGUGGGUCGAUCAAUUGAUGAAGCGAUUCGUCUGUUAGAUGCAUUUCAAUACGUGGAAAAAUACGGAGAGGUUUGUCCGGCCAACUGGAAAGCCGGGAAAAAAACCAUCAAACCGGAUAUGAAUGCGAGUCAAGAGUAUUUCAAAGAGGCCCUCUGA